This is a messenger RNA of Ophidiomyces ophidiicola, 1242 nucleotides long. RefSeq lists its product as uncharacterized. The record is from RefSeq and is a predicted model, not a curated record. The transcript has 3 exons. Lineage: Eukaryota; Fungi; Ascomycota; Eurotiomycetes; Onygenales; Onygenaceae. The coding region runs from base 1 to 1242 and encodes 413 amino acids.
AUGGCAGGAGGCAAAGAAGCUCUUCUCGUUUCAGCUCUUGGGCUCCGUCGUGAUUGGCAGCCUGCUCGGGUUGGAAAUACGAGUCCAGAUCCUACGGUUCUAGGAGAAGUGAGCAGCGCGGAGAGCGCUCAGACAUUUGCAGGCAAGCCUCUGCAUUUGAGAAUCAGCAUGCUCAACGCAAUCUAUCCGUCGGAGCAAUGUAUCAAAGCACCGCUCGAUAGACCGGUCGAACAAGCGCCCCAGAGGCCAGCGGCUGUGAAACGGAACUGCAUUGCACCGGAAAUCGACCUGCCCCUUUUCGAAGACCUCCCUGAGGAGUACGACCCGUCGACGUGGUGGCUCGACGGGCACGCGCCGGCGCAUCCUCACCUCGACAACGACGCGGCCAUCAAGUUCUGGGUCCGAGCCAUCAAGCAGCCACUCCUGGCAUGCAUCCUUGAGGGCUGCGGGAUUCUGCUCGAGCGAGCCAACGAACAUGCGCUAUUAUCGUCCCUGGCGUCGCAUGAGCUCCUCUGGCAGGCGGCCGUGUCGGUGCAGAAAUACGGCGUGGUGUACCUGGCGACGCGGUCUGAAUGCCGCGACGAAUUCCGGGCGGCGGUGGAGCGCGAGCGGGCGCUGUUCGGGCAGAUGGACGAAUUCCUGCGGGCGGACGGGCAGGCGACGCGGGCGAUCAACUACGGCAUCCACCGGCUGAUCAACACGGGCGGGUUCACGGUGGAGCACCACCAGCGGCUCAUCCCGCCGCGGGCGAUCGCGGCACUCGGGCCGCAGCACGUGGCGGUGCGGCGGCAGGACUUCGCGGGCGCCAGCACGGCGCUGCUGGACGAGGCGCGGGCGGUGUGGGACCUGCACGACUUCGCGCACCUGACGGCGGCGUCGCUGAGCGCGGAGCUGUACGGGUCGAAGUACUUCACGCAGCUGGCGGCGCUGCCGGCGCGGCUGACGGCGCUGCGAGCUGCUGACGCCGCUGUUCACGGCGGCGGUGGCGGCGGUGCAGCGCGGGGCGGCGGCGCACGGGUACGCGUCGCUGACGGAGACGCUGGCGGAGGCGGUGGCGGAGUUCCUGGCGGGCGGGCGGGCGCUGCGGCACCACAGCACGGGCACGGCGCUGCGGCUGGAGACGGCGGCGAGCGCGGAGCAGCUGGCGGUGCUGCUGCAGAACAAGGCGUACGAGCUGACGGCGAGCGAGGUGGAGCAGCGGGUGAUGACGCGCGGCGGGCCGGCGGGCGACGGGCGGGAUGA